Molecule: messenger RNA, 1232 nt
Organism: Esox lucius (northern pike)
Lineage: Eukaryota; Metazoa; Chordata; Actinopteri; Esociformes; Esocidae
Gene: urm1
Product: ubiquitin related modifier 1
Exons: 5
Coding region: 113-475 (120 amino acids)
Biological process (GO): protein urmylation; tRNA thio-modification
Cellular component (GO): cytoplasm; nucleus
Molecular function (GO): protein tag activity
Source: RefSeq, a predicted model, not a curated record
UUCCACAUCAACGCUAAAGAUCUCCCUGAUCACCCACUGGUUUCUGGGUCAUGUAGGACAGAGCUGAGCAUGUAAGGAAUGAGGAACACAGCCAUGGCUCCGGGGGAAGAUAAUGACAGCAUCACUUCCGGUGCUCGUGCGUGGCUCCGACUCCGACGUCAGCAACAAGAUGGCGGCGCCCAUAGCACUACACCUGGAGUUUGGGGGAGGGGCCGAGCUACUGUUUGACGGUGUGAAGGAGCAUCAUGUGAUCCUGCCCGACCAAUCGGAACCCUGGGACAUGAAGCAGCUGCUGGUGUGGAUCAGAGCGAACUUGCUGAAGGAACGUCCCGAGCUCUUUGUCCAGGGAGACACUGUGAGGCCUGGUAUCUUGGUACUUAUCAAUGACGCCGACUGGGAAUUAAUGGGUGAGUUGCGGUACGAGCUGCAGGACCAGGACAACGUAGUGUUCAUUUCUACUCUGCAUGGAGGUUAGAAUGUAGACUUGCUACCGAGGUCUGCACCUGAGCCAACAGACAGUCUCUAUAUGGUUUCCACACACACACUCUCUAUGUCCUCCACUCCCAUUGUUCCACACCAGAAGUCACUGGACCUCUUGUCGUUGUCAACCAAAUGGACUGAAAGAACUCUGGGAUGCUAGGACUUAUGUUCUCCAGGACCUUAGCCUGUGUCGAUCUUGGAUCCGUUUCGCUGUUUAGAACAUGAAUCAUGAAUGCAAUUAUAAUGACAGGGUGGACCUUAUGCUACAUGAGCACUAGUUUUAUUUAUUUUUAUAUCAUGGUGAUGGUCCUUCAAAUUUUGCCGAGUGGGGAGGUGUCAUCUUCAGAGAGGUAGAUCUGUUUAUGUAUCUACGGUGAUGGCAUUAGUAUUGUUCAGGGAGAGGCAAAUUAAUAUUUUUCUGCAGUUCUUCUCUUUUCAAUUGUAUUCAGGAGACAGUAGGACUUGAGCUGAUAGUCUUAAGAAUAUGGUGUGCCAGUUUUUUUCUUUGCCUUGAACUCUGCAUGUGAUUGGUCAAUAAUCCAAAUCAUUUAACCUGUUUUUUGCUUUUUUCGCCCAAAAAUUGCUUCAACUUAAUUCAUUCAGUUUAUAUUUUAAUGUUUUGAAAUUAAGACAAAUCAGUCAAAAACGAUUAAUUUAGCUUGCUGAAAUGAUUGAUGCCAUGAUGUAAGGAUAUAACAUUAAAGAAUGUAUGUCAUUGAAUUAAUAGUUCUGAAUAAAAAAAAUAUUGUGUA